AUGAUCUGUUUUCCUCAGGACCUCAGCGGGCUAUUGACCUGGUUCAACAGAAUGAUAACAUCCUCUGAUUCGUCUUUGUCACUCUAUGGUGUCAGCAAAGAGGAUGAAACGAGCUCAAUCAGUCAGAGAUCCAUGAAUGUUGCAGAGGCUUGGCGUCUCUACAAUCUUCUAAUGAGUAAACGAAAAGAAGACCUGCAGAAGAUCAUCACAGAUUUCCAUUCCAUCUGUGAGAAGCUAAACAAGAUCAAGAAGAACAACAAAAACAUGGGUAUUGCCGGAGGGACCACGGCUUCUGUGGGAGGGGUAGCUGCAGUGGUGGGGAUCGUCCUAGCUCCGGUGACCAUGGGUGCCUCGCUGAUUGCGACAGCUGUCGGCUCUGGCAUGAUUGCAUCUGCUGUAGGUAUGGGCGCUCACGCCGCUAUAGUCAGCAAGAAGAUGGUGACGAGGACGGCAGUUGAGAAACUGGUAAAUGACUACAUGGAAGGUGUCGCUGAUCUGGAACGCUGUCUAGAUUAUAUUAUCUUCACAGUGAUGGAGCUGCGAAGGCACGGCAUUGCUAGGUUAAAGAGUGCAGGCGCUCAUCUGGAUGCGGAGUUGGGUUCAGCCCCUUAG
Messenger RNA from Pundamilia nyererei, 612 nucleotides. RefSeq names its product apolipoprotein L domain-containing protein 1-like. The transcript is spliced from 4 exons. Bases 1 to 612 code for a protein of 203 amino acids. Gene Ontology annotation, biological process: lipoprotein metabolic process; lipid transport. Gene Ontology annotation, molecular function: lipid binding. Gene Ontology annotation, cellular component: extracellular region; membrane. NCBI's taxonomy places the organism in Eukaryota, Metazoa, Chordata, Actinopteri, Cichliformes, Cichlidae. The record is from RefSeq and is a predicted model, not a curated record.